This is a messenger RNA of Mollisia scopiformis, 1596 nucleotides long. RefSeq names its product amino acid transporter. The record is from RefSeq and is a predicted model, not a curated record. The coding region runs from base 1 to 1596 and encodes 531 amino acids. Gene Ontology annotation, cellular component: membrane. NCBI's taxonomy places the organism in Eukaryota, Fungi, Ascomycota, Leotiomycetes, Helotiales, Mollisiaceae. The transcript is spliced from 5 exons. Gene Ontology annotation, biological process: transmembrane transport. Gene Ontology annotation, molecular function: transmembrane transporter activity.
AUGGCAGACAAUAAAGAUGUGUCUCCAAAUCUGGAGAAGACUGUCAGCCGCCAUUCGGCAACUGCCCCUCCACCAGAAUUGUUAGCCAGUGAUGCGGAUGCGGAGCUUCUUGCCAAGCUUGGAUACAAGCAAGAACUCCGCCGAAAUUUCACCAUGAUCGAAGUCUUCGGCAUUGCAUUCUCUAUCAUGGGACUUCUGCCUUCAAUCGCUUCCACUCUUUCUUUCUCGAUCCCUGCAGGACCUGUCGGCAUGGUUUGGGGCUGGUUUCUAGCAUCGAUGUUUAUAUUUGUGGUCGGAGUGGCAAUGGCAGAUCUUGGUUCGGCAAUGCCAACAAGUGGAGGAUUAUAUUGGUGGACACACUUCUUCGCCUCACCUCGGACUCGCAAUGCAUUGAGUUUCUUGGUGGGCUAUUCAAACACGUUAGGCUUGGUUGGAGGUCUUUGCAGUAUUGAUUAUGGAUUUGCCUUGAUGUUUUGCUCUGUCAUUGUCAUAUCAAGAGAUGGAAAUUGGACACCCUCGAAUGGCGAUAUUAUGGGGAAGCUUCAGACCGUCUUCGUGGCCAUGAACCUUAUUUUGAUCGCAGCAACCAUCAUUGCGCUUCCAAUUGGAAAACAUCAACGUAAUGACGCACAUUACAUUUUUGCUCAAACGGAGAACCUCACCACAUGGCCAACAGGAUGGGCAUUCAUGCUUUCUUGGCUCAGUCCGAUUUGGACAAUCGGCGCAUUCGAUUCUUGUGUUCACAUGAGUGAAGAGGCUGCCAAUGCCGCGAAGGCGGUACCAUAUGGGAUUUUAAUGUCAAUUGGAUCGUGCUGGAUCUUGGGAUUUAUCAUCAUGAUCGUCCUCGCAGCAUGCAUCAAUCCAGAUCUCGAAGCUGUUCUAGGCUCAUCUUUUGGACAGCCUAUGGCGCAAAUAUAUUACGAUGCCAUCGGCAAACACGGAACUCUUGGAUUGAUGUCUCUUCUCAUGAUUGUCCAAUUCCUCAUGGGACUUUCGAUUUUGGUUGCUGCCUCUCGCCAAACUUGGGCCUUCUCUAGAGAUGGUGCUCUGCCAUUCUCCAGCUUCUUCAGAGUCAUCUCCCAGAAGAUGGGCUACAUCCCGCUUCGUUGUGUCUGGGGGUGUGUAUUUUGCGCCGCCAUUCUCGGACUCUUGUGUCUCAUUGCGCCAGCAGCUGCAUCGGCUUUAUUCUCUCUUGCCGUUGCAGGAAACAAUUUAGCUUGGGGAACACCAAUCUUUUGCCGUCUUGUCUGGGGUCAGCAUAAAUUCGUCCCUGGACCUUUUUACACUGGCGACAUGUUCUCUCGGCCGAUCGCGUGGCUAGCAAUUCUCUUCCUCGUCUUUGGCAUUAUCUUGGCAAUGUUCCCAGUGGGAGGUCCAGAUCCAACGCCACAGACCAUGAACUACACUGUAGUGAUUAAUAUGGCAGUUUGGGGAGGAGCCCUGGCAUAUUACUUUAUCGAUGCGAGAAAGUGGUUCACAGGACCGAAGAUUACACAGCAGGCCAUUGCAGAUGAAGGUCUGGAAGUUCAGAUCAAUGAUGGGCCUUCACCCGUUGAGUCCAAUGGAGGGGAUAUAGAAAAGAUGGCCGAGAAAUAG